AUGCCCGACAUAACAGGCCUGUUGCGCCGCAGAGAUACUCCCAGCAAUGGCGGUAUCCGACGGCAUAGCUUCUACUCGGCCGACUCAACAAGCAAACUCGGCUUCAUGGGUAGCAGGGCCAGCGAGCAGAUCCCGCGAAGACCGCAGCCUGCAGAUUUCCUGACUCCGUCAACAGCUGCAUCUGGGACUCCUUCGACAGCAGGAAGCUCGGUCGAAGAUGUUACUCGGUCUGAGGAGCGUCCAGACUCUCCGCCGAUUCAGGAAGAAUCUACAAAACCGCGUCGUUUUACCAUGCUGAGAUCCCGUAUCGCCUCAGAUUCGCAGCUGUCAACAAGGGCUCGACUGCAGGCCGAGUCUGCCCCUCCUGUUCCACGUCCUCCAGAGAUCAUCACGACUGCUCCUACAAUGGACAUGCCUCAACCACGCGCGGCGAGGAAGAGAUCGAGAGUGCGGCUUCCUGGGCGCGGAAAGCCUUCGGCUGAUGAUCAUGGAAACGAGGCAUUACCUGUGACGGACAAUGAGAAGAAGGAACGAAGAAUGACCAUGUCGGAGGCUGGCCCAUCCGGUAGCAGAAGUAGGGUUACGUUUGAUGAGCCCGAUAGGCCGGCGACCCAGCCUGGUGGUCCUCCUGCAUACGGUGACGAAGGUUCUUCUGCAUUAGCUAUACCUGUCAAUCGACUCUCCGAGUCUUCAAGAUCAGAUGCUAGUUCAGGAGACCAUGGAGUCUAUGCAACAACUACGACGACCACACAUACUGUUCAGACAACCACUACCUUCUUCCGUCUCCCUCGACGCAAGAAAACAGCCCCGUUAUUUGAUCUAUCGCACCUCCCUCAAAAAUCCAACAACUUAGACUCUCAAUUAUUGGCUCCCCCUCUGGAACCUGCACACAGCUCUGCAAACAGUUCAGUUGUUAGUCCGGGGGCUGCAUCUCCUUCGCAGUCUUUACAGUCACCCUCCACAUCCACAGAGGACGUGGAAGCACAUGAAUUCGCUACCCCUCUACCCUCCCCAGUUCGCCCUUCUUCAACAAAACUUUCUACUGGCGUGCCAAUAUUGCGACAUGAUUCCAGUGCUUCUACUAAUUCUUCCCCAAGGCCUUCAAGGCUUGGCAUGCGUGGUAGAUCAUCCACCUUGAGCUCUUUGCGCUCUUUGCGAAAUGUCCCAAGUGAAGAACCAUUGCCCACCCCCACCUUGCCAUCAGCGCGAACGUCUACUUCUACAGGAAGGAAAAGCUUUGGUGAUCUCUUUGGUCUGUCCUACCGGUUGCGUCAGAUAUCGGAGCAGCCCCCACUACCUCGGCAAGGCUCCGGGGCUGCGACUCCUGGGUCCAACGCAUCGAAGCACAACUCAGUGCAGCUUACUAGGGAGCCGAUCGUUCUUCCGGAACGACACGAAGACGAUACACCUGCAAAGUAUCUUGUUCGCCUCGAGGAAGCUGUCAGCAGAGGCGUCGUUGCGAGUGUGCUAUCCAAAGGCAAUGACCCCUUCUCACAGGCUGUUCUUCGGAGCUAUAUGCGAGGGUUUGGCUUCUUUGGUGAUCCCAUGGAUAUGGCCAUUAGGAAAUUAUUGAUGGAGGUCGAGUUGCCAAAAGAAACUCAACAUAUCGAUCGUUGUCUCCAGGGAUUCGCGAAUAGAUAUCACGAAUGCAACCCUGGAAUAUAUGCCUCUCCAGACCAAGCUUACUUCAUUGCCUUCUCACUCCUUAUCCUGCACACGGAUGUGUUCAAUAAGAACAACAAACACAAGAUGCAAAAGCCAGAUUACAUAAAGAAUACCCGUGGCGAGGGGAUCUUCGACGAGAUCCUGGAAUGCUUCUACGACAACAUUUCCUAUACACCAUUCAUUCAUGUCGAGGAUGAUCUCGAUAUCAAUGGGGAGCGAAUCAUACCACAUAAGGUGAAGAAGAGGUCCAAGUUUGCGAAUGUGGACCCAACGAAGCGACCAUCCAAAGAACCAGUCGAUCCUUAUACUCUCAUCAUUGAUAGUAAGCUGGAUACAUUGAGACCGAAUCUCAAGGAUGUGAUGCAUUUGGAAGAACAUUACAGCUAUCUUGGCACGGCUCCUUCGCUCAAUCUCCAGAAUCUGCAAAAAACGUUCUUCAGGACGGGUAUCCUGCAAAUCAUCUCAGCAAGAUCACGGCCCGACGCUUUCAUGUCCGAACAGACAGCCACCAACCCGGAGGAAGCGGGUCCCGGUAUUGUCGAUAUCAAGAUUACGAAGGUCGGCCUCCUUUGGCGUAAGGAUGCCAAGAAGAAGAAGACCAGAUCCCCAUGGCAGGAGUGGGGAGCGAUUCUCACCGGAGCCCAGCUUUAUUUCUUCCGUAAUACAGCUUGGAUCAAGAACUUGAUGCACCAACAUGAAACUCAUAUCAAACAAGGCCAUGAUGGAACCCCCGUCAUCUUCAAGCCCCCGCUUGAGCAAUUCAAGCCUGAUGCGCUUAUGUCAACUGACGAUGCCGUUGCACUUGUAGACUCGACCUAUAAGAAGCACAAGAAUGCCUUCAUCUUCGUUCGCCAUGGAGGUUUCGAGGAAACGUUCUUAGCUGACAACGAGGAUGAAAUGAAUGACUGGCUCGCAAAACUCAACUACGCAGCAGCUUUCCGAACUUCAGGAGUUCGCAUGCGAGGAGUGGUCGGGGGUAACUAUGAGGGCCAACGCGCGCGUGGCAUCAGACGACUAGAAAGCAACGACGAAACGACGAAAUCUGUGCAGACGCCUACUGGAGAGGUUACUAUCGUCAGCGGGAAGAUUGAUCCUAAGAUGGCACAAGAAAUUCUUGCGGCUCGUCGAGAAAUUAUGCUGCAAAAGAUUGCGGAAGCCGAGGAGAAACUUGCUGUUGCAGAGAAACAGCUUGAUGCACAGCUAAGGAAUGCUCGCCACUUACAGAUAUUGGCCCCGAUCCAGGAAAAGACACGAGAGCAAGUCCUAUCUGCGGCCGCCCGUAUGUCAGCCCAACUCAAAUGGGGGCGAAUGGAGAUAUGGCGGUUAAGGUGUCACAAAGAUAUCCUAAUGAUGGACUUGGAAGAGGAGAACAAUACAAUGCGAACCGAAACUCCCACCGAAGUCCCUCCACCAGAUCACGCCUCUGUCACUCGUUUGGAUUCCAAAGCGAGCAGUCCGUCCCCUCAACGUAAUACACUCUCUCCACCUUUGGCCUCGGGCCCGCGGCCUUCAACAUCGGCCCAGGCGACGACACCUCAACUUGAAAAGGAUCAUGGAACAGAGGAAAUCUUCCCGACCCCAUCGCUCUCCAGCUCUUCGAGCUUCCACAAAGCCGAAGCUUCAUGGGAGCUUCCACAUUUAGGAUUCGAGAACCGCGGUGUUCGGAAGACCUCGUUAUCUAGCGUAGCUCACUCGAGUCCUCACUUGGCUCCAACCACAUCACGAUCCGGUUUAAACCCCGAUAUCACGAACGAGGCACAACGACGUCCGUCGAUCACUCACAUUGAUGCCGCAGAGCAAGCAAUCCUUGAGCAAGCAGGUCUUGCCGAUUUGGACAAAAUGCAAGACGGCAAACGACCAGGCACUGGUCUAGAAAAUGAUGAGAGUAAAGAUAAAGCCUUUGAAAAAGAGAAGUCGGAUCGUCGAAAGAUUCGCCUCAGUCUUCAGCGAACCCUCCGAGAGGCUCACGUGCCAACCCAUAGCCGAAGCCGUAAAGGGAGGGGCUCGAUGUCCAGCAAUGGGAUGUCGGAAGAAGCUAAUGAGGAUGUUCUAUCCCGAGGUACGGGUAGCUUUGUUGUCCACGGCAAGAAAGCAUCCGUUAUCACUUUCGGGUCAGAGCUCCAAAACAUGUCGCCAGAAGAGCGCCUGCGUCUCCGGAAGCAGACCCGUAAAGAUGGUUUAGAUGUCGUUUCGACCACAACAGUGGAUGACGACUUUCAUUCUGUUCUUUCGCAAGCCGUCGAACACCAUGAACGUCAUGGUUCAGCAGCAACCGCGAACACAACGACUGCUAUGAACUUCAGGGACUUGCAUGGGAGACUCUCUCCAAAUGGUUUGAGCGUUCCUGCCACUACGGCGUCAGACGGUGAUGAUAGCGAGGCCGCCGUCAGUUUCUCGGAGGGCAGACGUACACCGCUUCCCCCAGUUGAAGAUGAUGACGACGGUGACGAGGAGGGCCUGCGCCGAUUGAGCACCAGCAGCAGGCAAGCAAUGUUCUACACGCCUGAAGCGUCCAAUUCACCAGUAGAGACUAGAUUCAGCGACCUGAUUACCGACAGCACCGAGCGAGCUGAGAUGCAUAGGCCUCGACACGACGUCGAGAUUGAGCGGCUACCAAGCCCCGCUCGUCAGACCGUGAUCAGUGCUUGA
Messenger RNA from Amorphotheca resinae ATCC 22711, 4314 nucleotides. RefSeq lists its product as hypothetical. Lineage: Eukaryota; Fungi; Ascomycota; Leotiomycetes; Helotiales; Amorphothecaceae. The coding region runs from base 1 to 4314 and encodes 1437 amino acids. The record is from RefSeq and is a predicted model, not a curated record. The transcript has 2 exons. Gene Ontology annotation, biological process: regulation of ARF protein signal transduction. Gene Ontology annotation, molecular function: guanyl-nucleotide exchange factor activity.